UAUCUCCAGGAGGGCAAGGUGGGCUUCAUUGAGAACACACUCUGUAAUACCUUAUACGGGCAAAGAACUGGCAAAGACGAGACCUACGCUGUGCAUGAGGAGAUGGUGUGUAGGGAGGACUUGACUGGGGAGUGUCAUGGGGCAGGUCCAAAAGGGACCCCUGAAGCUGAAAGGCAUCGCAGAGCUUGGAGUGACUAAGCGGAAGAAGAAAAAGAAGGACAAAGACAAAGCGAAACUCCUGGAAGCAAUGGGAACAAACAAAAAGAACGAGGAGAAGAAGCGGCACAGCCUGGACAAGCGGACCCUGGCCCAGGCGGCCUUUGAGAAAAUGCAGGAGAAGCAGCAAAUGGAAAGGAUCCUGAAGAAAGCAUCCAAAACCCACAAGCAGAGAGUGGAGGACUUUAACAGACAGCUGGACACACUCACGGAGCAUUACGACAUUCCCAAAGUCAGCUGGACAAGGUAGCUGCCUGCCCCCUGGAUGGAGCAGCAUCGAGGUUUCGCCAAAGGCCACGCUGGGGUGGUGUGUGUUUCCUUUGGUAUAUUCUAGACACACGGUUUUACACACAGCCUUGCGUCUUCUGCUGCAGACUGCUCUUUGAAGCUGUGCACCCUCAUUCUGGAACUUGAUUAAAGUAAAAUUGUCCUUGUCCUCAGUUUAGGUUUCUUGGCAAUAUAUAGAAGAUACACCCUUUUCAUUUGGAUGGAAAGUUUCUAAGUUUAUCCAGAGGUGAAUGUUUUUAUCUCCGAGUUACAGCUAAUGCACUGAGGCCAGCCAGCUGUCUUCUCCCAGAUGAGACGGACUCCAAAGGGUCAAGAGCUGACAAUGCCAGGUGGCCUGCCAUAUAAACCCCAUAGGACCCAGCAUGGGUGCCCUUGCACCUUCCUGUAACUUGGGGCCUGUGCUAUUCCUUGCAGGCCCCAGAGAAGCCACUCGCAACUCUGUGGCCUUGAGACUUCCUCCUCAGCCACCUGGCCACUGAGACAGUGCAGCCUGGCUGGCAAAACAGCCACCUAGGGGAAGAAUGGAACAGACACGCUUUGUUCCUCUCUGAGCCUUUUCCCAAAACCCUCCUUCCCUUUUUGAGCCUGUUCCCAAAACCCUCUUCUAAUGGGCGUUGCCAUGACAGACAUUGUUAAUGGAUCACAGCAUUCUUUGACAUGGAACCCAGAUACAGCCUGCCUCAGUCCUCAGCCCGGGGCUCCUAGCAGCUCUUGUAUUUACUCAGAGUUGACCCAUCUGAGUAAAGGCUCGGAGCCUUUUUAGCAUUCCUAUCCUAAGGAUGCCUCAGGGGUGACAGGAGCAGAGCAGAGCACCAGCACAGACAGACAUGGGUGCAGUCAAAUGGGAGGGCUCAGGCAACCAUGGUGGAGGGCUGGGAUCUUGUAGGGCCUGUGUGUCCUGGUUGACAAUCAAACCAGGUGUUGCUGGAGAAAUAAUCUCUGUUGAUGGAGCUAUUGAAAGAAUAACGAAGGCAGAAGAGAAAAACCAAGUGUGGGUUUUAGGGUUGUCCUGUGUAAAUUACACAAUAAAGCAAAAGCCAGUUAU
This is a messenger RNA of Callithrix jacchus (white-tufted-ear marmoset), 1549 nucleotides long. The record is from RefSeq and is a predicted model, not a curated record. Lineage: Eukaryota; Metazoa; Chordata; Mammalia; Primates; Cebidae.